GGUUGAGAGCGAGAGAGCCUGAGCCAGAGACGAUAUCCAGAACGAAGGAGAGAGAGAGAGCCCUCUUCGAAACCCUAAUUUCAUCCCCAAAUUCUCCGAUUUGGAUCCAUUGCCCCUUUUUCCGGUCCAUUGAGAGGUGGUUCUUCGCCGGAAUUGGUUUUUUUUCAUCGCCGGAGAUGAUCUCAGCUUGAUUUGUAGAUCUCGGUGGGUAUGGGAACCCUAGGAAUUGGUGGAUUUCUUGGUUUUGAUGACAUGUGGUUCCUCGUUCUUGGGGGAUGAGAAGGGUUGGUUCGUGAAGGUUCGGCGUGAGGUGAUGGGUUUUUGGGUUGGUUGGAGUUUGUUGGUUUGAGAUUUGUGGGGAGAGGAGGAGGAGGAGAUGGAUGAGAACGGUGCAUCAUUUGUGGCGGUGAGGAGGUUGUCGCAGGGCUUGGAUCGAGGUGGCGGGUGUCAUUCAUCUUCAGCUGAGGUUGUUCAUGGGUCAUCAGCCUGGAUUGGGCGAGGGCUUUCUUGUGUUUGUGCUCAGAGAAGGGAUAGUGAUGCUCGUUUAUCAUUUGACCUGACUCCGUCUCAGGAAGAAUGCUUGCAAAAGCUACAAAAUCGCAUUGAAGUUUCUUAUGAUAGUUCCAAGGUUGAACACCAGGAAGCUUUAAGGGCCCUGUGGCAUGCUGCUUUUCCAGGAGUUGAGCUUCGUGGCUUGAUAUCUGAACAAUGGAAGGAAAUGGGUUGGCAAGGAAAGGAUCCAUCUACAGAUUUCAGGGGUGGUGGCUUUAUUUCAUUGGAGAAUCUAUUGUUCUUUGCUAAGACCUUUCCUAAAUCAUUUCAAGAUCUUCUUCGUAAGGAGGAGGGUGACCGAGCUAUGUGGGAGUAUCCAUUUGCGGUUGCUGGUGUGAACAUCACUUUCAUGCUUAUACAGAUGCUUGAUCUUCAAGCUGUUAAACCAAGGACCUUGAUGGGGGCAAUUUUCUUAAAGCUACUCUCAGAAAAUGAUCGGGCCUUUGAUCUUCUUUACUGCAUUACGUUUAAGUUGAUGGAUCAGCAGUGGUUGGCCAUGCACGCAUCCUACAUGGACUUCAAUGCAGUCAUGAAAGCCACACGGCGCCAGUUGGAACGAGAGCUGCUGCUCGAGGAUAUUCAAUGUCUGGAAGACAUGCCUUCUUACAAGCUUCUCUCUCGAUAAAAACAUAGUACCUAUGGCUUUGGAUCUCAUCUAACAACCCUUUUUUUUCGCCUUUCCCACUUUUCCUAUAUUCCAUGUUAUUUUCCUACUGUCAUUGUUGUUGUUUGUGAUCUUUAUUUCUGAACAGGAAUGGGUAAAAUUUUCAUUAGCAGGCGGAUUCACUGCUAGCUUUCUUUC
Dioscorea cayenensis subsp. rotundata (Guinea yam) is the source of this 1354-nucleotide messenger RNA. RefSeq names its product ELMO domain-containing protein A-like. The coding region runs from base 377 to 1177 and encodes 266 amino acids. The record is from RefSeq and is a predicted model, not a curated record. The transcript has 10 exons. NCBI's taxonomy places the organism in Eukaryota, Viridiplantae, Streptophyta, Magnoliopsida, Dioscoreales, Dioscoreaceae.